Molecule: messenger RNA, 2816 nt
Organism: Paramecium sonneborni
Lineage: Eukaryota; Ciliophora; Oligohymenophorea; Peniculida; Parameciidae
Source: the annotation of a GenBank genome assembly
AUGGAAUUUAAUGAUUUUUCUAAACUAAUUUCAGAAGAAGAUGAAUUAGUUUAAAUAUCUAGAGCAUAAUUAGAAUAAUUAAUUCUAAAACAUUAGCUACCUGAAGUAGUUCCUGUUUAAAAAAAAUCCUGCAAAAAAAUUGUAAUAAAAUAAGCCGCCAAGAAAUAAAAACCAUAUUAAUUUGCAGAUGUUCAUUAUUGGACAAUAACAUAAUUUGAUUGGGAUGGAAAAGUAUUAGAAGCAUUAAAAGGAGGAUUUGGAAAAGAAUAAUUUAAAGCAAAUUAAAAAGCAAUAAUAAAUUGUGUUUUAGCAGGAAAAGAUGUUUUUGUUUGUAUGCCUACAGGAUAUGGUAAAAGUAUAACAUUUUAAAUACCAGCAUUUGUAGAAAAUGGUAUAUUAUAAAAUGAUAUUUAGGUGUAUAGAUAGUAGUAAUGCCAUUGAUUUCAUUGAUAUUUGAUUAAGUAUAAUAUUUAACAAGUCUUGGUAUACCAACACUAAAUAUGAGUGGUUCAAAUAAAUUAUUAACAGCUUAAUAAAUUUUGGACUAAAAAAUAAAGUUAAUUUAUACUACUCCUGGUAUAAUUAUUUAAAAUAUAUAAAAUAGAAAAAAUUGAAAAAUCAGAAUAAUUUAAAUAAAUAUUAUGUGAUCUAUUUAAUAGAAAAUUAAUAAAAAGAUUUGUAAUAGAUGAAGCACAUUGUGUAAGUAAAUGGGGAAGAGAUUUUAGACCAGAUUAUUUAAAAUUAAGUAACGUUAGAAAUGAAUAUCCAAAUAUUCCAAUUAUUGCAUUAACUGCUACAGCACCAGAAGAAGUUAAAGAAGAUAUUAUAGAAGUAUUGUAAAUUAAAGGCUGUUUAUAUUUAUAAUCUUCAUUUAAUAGACCUAAUUUAAUAUAUGAAGUAAGAUUAAGAGAAGAAUUUAAAAAAGCUGUCUAAGAAAUUAAAGAAUUUAUUAAUUCAACAUAUCCAAAAUAAUCUGGAAUUAUAUAUUGUUUAACUCAAUCUGAAUGUUAAACUUUAUCAUAAAAUCUUAAUUAUCAUGGUUUAGGAUCAGACUUUUAUCAUGCUGGUCUUACUGAAAAAGAAAGACAUAGAAUUCAUAAAAAUUGGUUAAUGAAUGAAGUACAAGUAAUUGUUGCAACUGUAGCUUUUGGUAUGGGAAUUGAUAAAAAAGAUUGUAGAUAUGUAAUACACUUUUAAAUGCCAAAAUCAAUUGAAAAUUAUUAUUAAGAGAGUGGUAGAGCAGGAAGAGAUGGAAAAUAAGCACAUUGUCUAUUAUUUUAUAAUAAUUCUGACUAUAAAACUAAUUUAGUAAUUUUAUAUAUAUUAUUUAUUUAUAGUAUCUAAUGGAUUAAAAUACAGAAAUAACAGCUUAAAUUAAAAAAUAUAAUGUUAAAAAAUUAGAUUAAAUGUAAUAAUUCUGUUAUGAUCGAAUUUCAUGUAGAAGAGUCUUAUAAUUAUCAUAUUUAGGUGAAAAUUUUGAUCCAACUUUAUGUAAUAAAAAAUGUGAUAAUUGUCAAAGGGAUGAUGAAAAUGCUGAAAAAAUUAAUUUAACAAAUGAAGCACUCAAAAUUCUUGAUUGUUUAGAAAAAUAUCCAUUAACAGAAAAUUAAUUAAUUUAGUGUUUAAAAGGAUCUCAAGACAAAAAAAAAGCUCUUAAUUCAUAAAAAAAUAUUGAAUAGAUUUUUGGAUUAUUUAAACAAAAUCCUCGUUAUAUUAAUCCUUUAUUAGAUUAAUUAAGAGCUUAAAAUGCUUUAAGUCAAAAAGUAUAAUGUUACAAUCUCAAAGGUAAUUUUAAAAAUAAAGUUGUUUAUUUAACUCCUAAUACUUAAACAUCUAUUAAAAGUGUCAUAGUAACCAUUCCCAAAGAAAAAGAAAAAAAAUCAUCAGUUUUAGAUUAAAAAACAAAUGAUCUUUUUAAAAAGUAUUUAUCGAAAGAAAAUAAUAAUUAAAAUAAUAAUGAAAUUAAUUUAUAAAUCAACCAAAAUUAUACUUUACAAGAUUUUACAUUUUAAAAUGGAAGUAGAAUUGAAACUGAAUAAAAAAAAUUAUACUACGAUAAACAAUAUGGUUAUUGUUUAGAAAGUUAAUUUAAUGAUUUAAGAGAAAGAUUAAUGUUAGUUCGUAAAAAUAUUUAUAAAGAAAUGACCAAUGAUGCAACAAAUUAAAUUAUUAAUAUUGAUUUAGUUUUAUCAACUGAUGAUAUUGAGGAAUUAUGUAAAAAGCUUCCUAUUUCUAUGAGUGAAUUAAAUGAUUCAUUUAUUUGCAUAGCUUAAGAAAUUAAAAAAUUAUAAUAUAUGAAACAUUUUAUAGAAGAAGUUGCACAUUUCGUAGAUAUUGAAGAAAUUAAUAAAUUAUUGUUUGAAAAGCGUAAAUAUAUUAAUUAUCUUAGCUAAAUAAAUUGAAACUCAAAUUGAUUAAGUUUUUGAAUUUUAAAAACAUAUAAGACAAGAAGAUGAUGUUGUUGAUAUUACAAACUAAGAAAUUAUUGGUAAAUCAUUCAUUUAAAAUUUUAGCUAAAUAAAAAGUGAUAGAAGAGCUAUUAAUUGAUGGCUAUGAACAUGAUGAUUUUAUAGAUGGAGUAUAAAAUUCCUUAAUUUUAGUUAUUAAACUUAGAAAAUGAAGAUUAUAAGAGGAAAUCACCUGAUAUUGUUAUCAUAGAUGAUGACAAUAUUUAAGAUUAUAAAAAACCACAACCCUUAUAAAAUUUUGAGCCUAUUCAAUAAAAGCAAUUUUAAUAAGAUAAACAUACUGAUAAAAUUGAAAAUAAUUAACCAUCCAGAAAGUUAAAAAUUAAUUUAAAAAGAUAAUUUUUGUGA